AUGAGUUCUAACGAUCAGCGUUCAAAAAAUUACAAACAUCGUGGCUUGGAUCAAGAAGAAUUACGUAAGCGUCGUGAGGGCUUGAAUAUAAUGUUACGUAAAAAAAAUCGAGAAGCACAGCAUUUCAAAAGAAGAAAUUUAGGUGGUAAUGAUGAUGUUGCUGAUGGAGCAGCAGAUAGUUUUGGUGUAGCAAAUGAUGGAACAAGACAACCUGGAAUAAGUGAACCAGUAAUAACAAGUCAGAUGAUUGCUGCAUUAUACGGCGAUGAUUCACAACAAAUGUUAGAUGCAACAGUACGUUUUAGAAAACUUUUAUCAAAAGAACCAAAUCCACCUAUUGAUGAAGUGAUAACAGCAGGCAUUGUUCCUCGAUUUGUUGAACUAUUGAAGUUUCAACAUUUUCAAAUACAGUUUGAAGCUGCGUGGGCUUUGACAAAUAUCGCAUCAGGUAAUUCAAUGCAGACAAAAUAUGUUAUUGAUGCUGGUGCUGUACCGGUGUUUGUUCAAUUAUUGAGUAGUCAAAAUGAAGAUGUUCAAGAACAAGCUGUUUGGGCACUUGGUAACAUUGCUGGUGAUAGUCCCGAAUGUCGUGAUUAUGUUCUUGAUACAGGCGUUCUUCAUCCUUUAUUAAACAUAUUUGCUCGGAAUACACGUUUAACAAUGGUAAGAAAUGCUGUGUGGUGUUUAUCGAAUUUAUGUCGUGGAAAAAAUCCAGCUGUUGAUUUUAAUAAAGUUGCACAAGCUUUGCCUGUGCUGAGUCGUUUACUCUAUAAUUUGGACAGUGAUGUACUUGCGGAUACGUGUUGGGCAAUAUCUUAUUUAUCUGAUGGUCCAAAUGAAAAAAUACAAGCUGUUAUACAAGCUGGUGUAACAACAAGACUUGUCGAAUUAUUAGCACAUCCAAUAUUAAAUGUUCAAUCUUCGGCGUUACGUGCUGUUGGAAAUAUAGUCACUGGCGAUGAUACGCAAACUCAGCUUGUCUUGGAUGCUGGUGUUUUACAGCAUUUACUUACAUUAUUACAAAGUCAAAAAGAAUCGAUCAAAAAAGAAGCAUGUUGGACAUUAUCAAAUAUAACAGCCGGUGUUCAAAAUCAAAUUCAAGCUGUUAUUAAUGCCGGUAUAUUUCCUUCAUUAAUUAAUAUUUUAAAACAUGGUGAUCAUAAAACCAGAAAAGAAGCAGCUUGGGCCGUCACUAAUGCAACAUCAGGUGGUACACCACAACAAAUCAAAUAUAUUAUUGAUCAAGGUGCAAUUCCACCGUUAUGUGAAUUAUUAAGUGUUGCAGAUGCAAAAAUAAUACAAGUGGCAUUUAAUGGUUUAGAAAAUAUAUUAAAAUUAGGUGCAGCUGAAGCUAAAAGAACGGCUGGACCAAAUCCAUAUGCAAUGAUGAUUGAAGAAUGCUUUGGGUUAGAUAAAAUUGAAUAUCUUCAAAGUCAUGAAAAUAUCGAAAUAUAUCAAAAAGCAUUUCAUAUUAUCGAGACAUAUUUUGGUGUUGAUGAAGAAGAAAAUGUUACUGCGCGAGUUUGGGUUAAUUAUGUCUUACAUUUUAUGGCAUGGAAAGAAAAAUUAGCGUUAAAGAAUAUUUCUAAAUUAUCAGACGGUCAUUUACAUAGUAAUGAUCAUGUAUUACCACAAGUUGAUUAUUAUUUAACCAAGAUGCCAUGGUCUCAAGCAGUAACUCUUCCUCGUUAUAUGAUACAUUUUAGUUACUCUGGUCAGUGUUACAAUGGUGUUCAGUUACAACGCUAUACUCGAAGUGUUCAAAAAACAUUACAAGAUGCUCUAAAUGCCUAUCAACCACAAUAUGCUGUACGCAUGGGCGUUUCAUCUCGAACAGAUGCCGGUGUUCAUGCUCUUCAUAACACAGCCAUUUUUCAUUGGGUUCAUCGUGAUCUCAAACUUCAAAAUCCAAGUACAUUAAUUAAACCAAUUAAUGACCAUUUACAUAAAAAUAAGGAAUUAAUACAUGUUGAUCGUAUUCAUGAAUUAUCACCACAAUUUCAUUUACGACGACAUUGUUUAUCACGAACAUACAUCUAUCGACUUGGAAUAUUAGAUGAAACAGAAUUUACUCAGGCCAAUAUGGAAAUACCAUUUUUAAGAAAAAAGAAUCGUUAUCUAUUACGUUCAUUAACUCCUGCUCAAUGCAAUUUAUUUGAUUAUCACUAUUUAACAUAUGUUGAACCACCAUUCAAUUUAGAUCGAUUCAAAGAAGCUAUGGAAGUAUUUCAAGGUCAACAUAAUUUUGCAGCAUUUACAACUGUUCUCGGUCGAGAAGCAAUGGACAUAGAAAAACGUUGUCCAGUUAAAACAUUAAAAUUAAAAUUAUUAAAAGGAGAAUCGUUACUACCAUCACCAAUUGACUCUACACUUCAUUCGAAAAUGACUGUUUAUAAUUUAGUAAUCGAAGGUGAAUCAUUUUUAUAUCGUUUAAUUCGUCGAAUAACUGGUGCAAUGGUAAUGUGUGCUCAAGGUAAAAUGACAAUACAAGAUAUUUUAAAUCGUUUUGAUUGUCCACCUGAUUAUUAUUUCAAUAAUCCAUACCCGAUAACAUUGAAACCUGAAGGACUAUUUUUAUAUCGAGUAAAUUAUAACGAAGAUGAAUAUUUACAUCCGAGAAUGUUACGAUCGGAUUAUAGAGCCGAAGAUGAUAGUGAGUUAAUGGCUAUGGAAGAUGUGUAUGAAGAGGAUGCCGAAGAACUCAUCGAAGAUAAUAACAAUGAUGAGGACGAGGACGAACAUUCUAGGAAUCAAAAACAGCAAACUAUUAUUAGAUAA
This is a messenger RNA of Didymodactylos carnosus, 2778 nucleotides long. Lineage: Eukaryota; Metazoa; Rotifera; Eurotatoria; Philodinida; Philodinidae. The record is from the annotation of a GenBank genome assembly.